This is a messenger RNA of Cydia pomonella (codling moth), 3746 nucleotides long. RefSeq lists its product as uncharacterized. The transcript has 4 exons. Gene Ontology annotation, molecular function: DNA binding. Gene Ontology annotation, biological process: DNA recombination; DNA integration. The record is from RefSeq and is a predicted model, not a curated record. The coding region runs from base 2096 to 3304 and encodes 402 amino acids. Lineage: Eukaryota; Metazoa; Arthropoda; Insecta; Lepidoptera; Tortricidae.
GCAGUGGCGGAUCGUUCAAAGAACUCGAUUCCCACCGGCUUUUCUAAUUUCAGUCCGUUGAUUACUGUCACAAUCGGUUCAUGGCGAAAAGGAAAGCAAAAUUUGCUCCGGGUUCCCUACGAAUAUUUGUGACGCGCCGCCACUGAUGUAUAGCCAAGACAUUCGUAAUUUGUGUUUUCAUAUUUUUCUAAAAACAUUCAAAAGUUAAGCAAUUAAGAUAUUGAAUUUCACCUCACAGCUAUUGGCUAUUUUUUCAUAAUCUGCCUUCAACUUCUGUCUGGAAUUUUGAAAAUUUAACGUUUUCAACUGAAAUUCACGAGAACUACUCACGUGUCUAAAAAUUCUGAUACUAACAUUUUGCAACGUUCCAUUCAGUAUCGUUAUAUGAGAAACCAAAAGUUGGGACACUUGUACUAACAGGUUCGUAAGUGCCCCUAAAUCCGAUAAAAGAAUUAAAGUACAUAGAUAAAAAAGUGGCCUGUUGGGAUUUUUUUUUAGAUAGCCAGCCGUUUCCUUAUAUUAUAACUUUACAAAAUACGCUAAUACCUAAGAGCGUUUUCACAUUUUCCGAUCCGAUAUCGGAUGUAGGAUCCUACAAUAGACAAGGACAAACAACUAAAAGAUACAUAAGUCUAUCCCUUUCAGAUCACGCACACUACUACAAACAAACCGGUAAUCGGCAAUGACAUGAUGCCCCAAAAACUCAACCAAAGGAGUGUCCAAAACAGCAUGUCUCCAGGUUGAUCGUUAUUCCGUACUUCGUAAACCUCUUGAACACUAAGGCUAGAUGCCGUUCAUGCUGCUCACUAUUAUCGCUAGCUAUUAUGACAUUUAUGACAUCAUCGAGGCACCUCGAUUGCACUAGAAACUUAACAAUGAGGCUCAUAAUGUUUGCCUUUUGUUAUCUAAUUUGGAGCACUUCCAAUUGGCACGUGUCGGUGCAAUCUGAAUGCAAUUAAAGCGUGACUAAGAAAUUUUGGUACUUGAAAAUAAAAAAAACGUACAAUUAGUAAUUGACAUUAUUGUUUAAUUAUAAUAAUGUAGGUCGCUUUUCGGUGAAGGAAAACAUCGUGAGGAAACCGGACUAAUCCCAACAAGGCCUAGUUUAUCCUCUGGGUUGGAAGGUCUGAUGGCAGUCGCUUUCGUAAAAACUAGUGCCUAUGCUAAAUCUUGGGAUUAGUUGUCAAGCGGACCCCAGGCUCCCAUGAGCCGUGGCAAAUGCCGGGACAACGCGAGGAAGAAGAAGAAGAGUGUAGGUACAAGGAAAGAUAACCGAGAGUCGAACUCGAUAGCUAGCGUUAGCUAAUAGGGAGCGAAUGCGAUCUUUAUGAAAAAAUGCGCGGCACAAUUUAUACAGCUAUUUAAUUUACACUUACAGAAGGAAGUUACAAAAAGCACAGUUUUAGGUUGGAAAAUAAAGAACCAAAGAACACUACAUUUAGAAGAGAAACAAAUAACACUGAAUAGGAAAUGAGGAAAUAACUAAACACAACAAAGUAUAACACAAAGCGAAAAAGCAAAGCGAAUUGCAAAGAGUGAUUCUAUACAAAACAAGCGCGCGUGUGUGUUUGGCAAAGCGAUCGCAUUGAACGGCGAUCGACUGAGCGACUAAGGUACUGAUACACAUGCUCUAUAAUAGCAUGCUUAAAAGUGUGCUUAUGAGCAUGCUUGGUUUGAGCGUGCUUAUGCACUGUUCACAUUUGCUACAAAUAAGCAUGCUAAUUUUGAGCAUACUCACGAAUAAGCAUGCUCAAAGCAAAUACUCCGCAUACACAUGCCAUUUAGUAGCGUGCUCUCUGCCACGAACGAUGGACGACGUAGCUUUCCGCCUAGAGCUCAAUAAAAUAAUUCUUUUGGUGGCGAUACAAUGCAUCACCAACGUUUUGAGAAAUAGAAAGAAGAAAAAAAGCAGAAAGAUUUGGGCUCGUGAUUGGUUGAACAGGAGACAAGACCUUGGAGCUAGUGUACGUUUGAUAAGAGAAAUGCGAGAAGAAGAUAUUGCGGGUUAUAAAAAUCAUUUGCGUAUGCUUCCACAUCAAUUUGACUUUUUACUAAGCAAGGUUGAAAGUGCUAUACAGAAACAAGACGCGAAUAUAUGCGAAAUGCUAUUCCGGCUAAAUUGAAAUUAGAAGUGACAUUAAGAUAUUUAGCAACUGGAGAUUCUAUACAUACAUUGGAAGCACUAUACAGAGUUGGAAGAUCUACUAUAUCGCAUUUUUUACCAAAAGUUUGUGAAGCUAUAUACAAAGCUUUGAAGGAUUAUGUGCGGAUUCCAAGCCACGAAGACUGGAAACGUAUUGAGCAUGGGUUUCGUACAAAAUGGAAUUUUCCGGGCUGUGUUGGAGCGUUGGAUGGCAAACAUAUUUUUUCUACUCCGACUUUGGAGUGGAAAAUAAUAAUGGAUGGCGACGACAACUUUCUUUCGACACCAGAAGAAAUAUCGGCGGCGGCACAAUCAGUUACCGAGAACUUGUUGCCUACAAAAUCGCGGCGUCAGUAUGAUAAAUCGUAUGAGAAGUUCAUGGCGUGGAGACUGGAACACCAGACUACGUCAUUCUCAGAGAAUGUGCUACUGGCUUACUUUAAAAACCUCGACGAACAAUUCAAGCCGUCUUCACUGUGGGUGGAAUAUUCAAAACUAAAGUCAACGCUUAAUAUAUACCACCAGACCGACAUCUCUAAAUACGCCAAGUUACUGGCUUUAUUAAAACGGAAGUCAGAAGGAUUUAAGGCGAAAAAAGCAAAAACAUUUUCACCGGAGGAAUUAAAAAAAUUCAUUGAGGAAGCACCGGAUCAGAACCAUCUCUUUAACAAGGUUGCUGUAAUUCUUGGAAUAAUGGGGGCUUGUCGCAGGCAAGAGUUACAUGAUUUAAAAAAUAACAAUAUAAUUGAUGCCCAAGAAACUCUAGUGGUUCAUAUAAUGAACACCAAGAACCGAAUCGAUCGCACUUUUACAGUCACAGGGAAAUAUUAUCAUAUCUGUAAAAAGUACAUGAUUCUUAGUCCGGAUAACUGCAACGAUCUGAACUUUUUUGUACGGUAUGCCAACGGAAAAUGUUUUGCUCAAAAUAUAGGAUUAAACACCUUCGGCCAGUUAGGAAAAAAUGUUGCAUCCUAUCUUGGUCUCCUAAAUCCAGAGCUCUACACAGGGCACUGUUUUCGAAGGACGUGUGCAACUUUAUUGGUAGAUGCUGGUGGUGAUGUGACAUCUUUGAAGCGGCAUGGCGGAUGGAAGUCCACAACGGUGGCAGAAUCAUAUAUAGACAACUCCAUUGCAAGCAAAAAAAAGUGUCAAAUACACUAAUGAAUUCCAUAGAAGAAACUACAACCCUGAAACCACAAUCCACAUACAUACCAGACCAUCAAUGCUCCCCAACUUUUACUCCGGAACCAGAUUAUAUCAACACCACCAACACUAGUAUCCCAGUCCCUACAACCACACCACUAACUAUAUCCCAAAUAAUAGAACAGAAUUCUGACAUCCAUAUAAAUAAUAAUAGCUCAACCACAUCCACCACUCCCAAUAUAAAUAUUUCUAACAACACAAUUCACAAUUUACAUCUUCAUUUUCAUAAAUGAAUAAAACUAAAUUUCUUAAAACAAACUGCGUUUAAUUUUGUCUUUUAUUUAAUCCCUAAGCAGUUGUAGAAAAAGUAAUGUAUGCAACGUUGUAUAAGUAGGUCAAAAAAGGCUCAUGGCGUCUUUAUUAACAAUUUUCGGCUUCGCCUCAAAUUGUUACACACGCC